Molecule: messenger RNA, 4110 nt
Organism: Zootermopsis nevadensis
Lineage: Eukaryota; Metazoa; Arthropoda; Insecta; Blattodea; Termopsidae
Product: RRP12-like protein
Source: RefSeq, a predicted model, not a curated record
AUCCUACUUUAUCGCCUUUACGUCACAGGAAGUGUGGUCCAUGUUUGUGUGGUGCACGUGUGUGGCAUAGUUUUAAGACCAGAACGAGAAUUAUGGUUAAUUUUCGUCAUAGAACAAAGGGAAAAGGGAAACGAUGGAAGAAAGGACACAGUUCAAGUUCGAAUCCUGAAAUCAAAAGAUAUAGAAAUGUGGCAAAGUCUAAAUUUUUUCAGGAACAUUCUGGUGAAGGCAAUCUCACUUCAGAAGCAUUGAAGAAGCACAAUGCAUUCUUAGGUGCAGGCAGAAGUAGCUCAGAGGAAUUGCAAGAUGAUGACGGAGAUGUAACUUUUGGAGGGACUUUCAAAACAUUUCAGACAUUUGCUAGUGAUUGGAGUCAGUGUUCAAAUGUGUCAUUCAACAAGUUACUGAAGGGAUUCUGCUCAAAUUCGGCACUUCACAAAGAAAUGUUGGCUGUUCUGGCUGCUGUUACUGAGGUCAUCAGAACUGGUGGAGGUAAAGAGACAACGGUUGAAUACCUGGGUGCACUGAUGACAACUCUUGACGUUUGUGAAUCAGAAGAAUCAGUGACAGCAGUUGUCAUGUUACUUGGGAUGGGUAUUAAGAAGGUUCCACAUGAAGUACUGAAACUUAAAUACUCAGAAAUGGCAAAGACAUUUGUGAACUUUCUUGGCAAGUUUGCUGAGUCUGACAACUCUGCUCUGCUGAGAUCGCUGAUUGGUUGUCUGUCUGUGUUGCUACAAGCACAGGAGUUGGCAGUGUGGUCCAGUUCUUCCACAUUGCAAGUGUUUGACUCAGUUUUAACCUUCAUAACACACUCCAAACCAAAGGUACGCAAAGCAGCACAGCAUGCCAUAUGUGCAGUUCUGAAGGGCAGCAGUCUAAUGUUGAGUAAAGAUGCUCCAGAACAUCAUCCGGCUGCUUCGCAUGUAGCUAAGUAUUUGAUCAAGCAAAUUGAGAGUGGGGCGUCUACAACCACAUUACAUACUCUUGGCUUGCUGAAGGAGGUAUUUGCUACAUUUCCCAAACCACAACUAAAGGCUUUGUGUGAGAGUGUCCUUAAGGUAAUGACCCUUGGUAACAUUCUGGUUACAUCAUGCUGCAUGCAGAGCCUACACAGUCUGUUUGUGUCACGGCCUCCUUCCUCAUCUUUACCACCACAGCGUAAUGCUCAGUUGAUAGUAGCAUUGUUUGACUAUCAACCAGCUUCUAGUGACACCCAGGCAACUCUGGCAUGGCUUGCUGUCUUACAAGAGGGUUACAUUAAUCUAGCAAGGCUGGACCUCUCUCUGUGUUUGGCACAUUUACCACGUAUCUUCUCUACCAGCACUCGCUUGUGGCUUUCUGACAAGGCAGAGGUUAUGAGUGCUGCCACCUUAACUUUGAAGGCUGUGACAGAGGAUUGUGUUGCAACAGCAUGUUCUGCUGAACUAGUCAAGACUUAUUAUCAGACACUUGGAAGGUUAUUUGGUGUUAUUGAAAAUUGCCUCACCUAUCAGUACCACUCAUCAUGGCGUCAUGUGUUGCAUCUUCUGGCUGUGUGGUUCGAGGUAGGAGGUGCAACAUGCAGUGGAUUUAUGGUGUCCUGCCUCAAACUGCUGGCUGAGCUGAGAGACUCAUACAGGUUUUCUAACAUAAAUGAACUAGAGUUUGCUGUGGGCAGAGCCAUCCGUUCAAUGGGACCUGAGAUUGUGCUGAAUGCCAUUUCACUACAGAUAACUGGAGAGGAGACAAACUAUGAGUUCAAACGCAGCUGGUUGCUACCAGUACUACGAGAAAAUAUGUGUAGUUCACGCAUUAAGUUUUUUCUCAGCUACUUCCUUCCCUUGGCAACUGUCUGCAAGAAGCGAAGUAUUGCUCUGCAAGAUGUGGGUGAUGAAGUUGGAGCCCACAGCUUUAAGCUUCUGCAGUCUCAGAUUUGGGCUCUUCUUCCAUGCUUCUGUAAAAAUCCAACUGAUCUAAAGGAUGACUUCAAGGUUAUUGCGAAAAUUCUUGGAACAGCUAUUGGAGAGUACAAAGAUCUACGACUGGAUACAAUGACAGCCUUACGCAAGCUGAUAACGAGCAGCCAAGAAGCAAACAAUGAGGAGAAUGUGAAGGAGAUGGCUCGAUUUGCCAAGAACUACUUGCCCAUCCUCUUCAACCUGUACACUUCUAAACCAAAUGGCACAGACGAGGAGGGUCAGCGGCUUGCUGCAUAUGAGACUAUCAGGGUUUACUUACAAAUUGCCAGUCCUGAGCUCUGCCAAGAAUUAUUUGAUCGAGCUUUGGAAAAGUUAAAUACUGGAGAUGUGGAUACAUUUGUAAAAGAAAGUGUUCUGGACCUCCUGCGAGCACUCCUACCUUAUCAGGACAAAUCACGGCUUGCUCUGUUGUAUUCCUGUUGUGAGGAUAGGUUGACCAAUACAAAAAACCUCCAUGAACAGAAGAAGGCCUACAGGUUGCUAGAGGAAUUGUGUGGGAGUAGUUCAGAUUCUUGUAAAGCUUUUGUGAGUGACAAUCUGCUGAAUUUACAGAGACUUCUUCUGCAUUCCCUGUCCACUUCAGCUGCCUUCAGCAAAGGACCACGUCUUCGAUGUCUUAGUCAUCUGGUGACAAGGCUGGAUCAAUCCCAACUGGAUAUGUUGAAGCAGAUUGUUCCUGAAGCCAUCCUCUGCUGUAAGGAUAUUAAUGAGCGGUGUCGCUCAGCAGCUUACAGUUUGUUGGUUCUGAUUGGUCAUGUGAUGCAGAAACUGGACUAUUCAGGAGAAAAUACAAUGAAAGACUACAUGGGGCUGCUGCUAACUGGGCUUGCGGGUUCACCGACACUGAUAUCUGCAACCAUUCUUGCAUUGGCCAGAGUUACUCAUGAGUUCAGAGAUUCCAUGCCCUUGGACUUGGUGAAGAUAGUGUUGGAGAACAUAUGUUUGCUGUUGACUUCACACACACGAGAGACAGUGGCAUCAGCACUAAGUUUCAUCAAAAUGUUUCUCACUUCAUUUUUAUACGACACUGUUGCACCGGAAGUUUCUCUUAUUGUGAAGAGCAUUGUAGGAAUGACAGAAGACUGCAAACAUCAUUUUCGCUUGAAGACCCGUAACUUGUUUGAUCGUCUAGUCCGUAAGUUUGGAUUUGAAACCAUAGUGGCAAUAGUUCCAGCAAGUGACCUGAUCACUCAUAAACGAUUGCGGAAUCUGCGCAAGAUCCAUAGUAGGAAGAAGAAAAUGCAAGCCAAGGAUGCUAUAGAUGAAAAUGAGAGUGAUCUGGAAGAAUCAUUUUCAGUGAAAUCACGUCCUAAAAGCAUUGAAGAAAUCCUGGCUGAAUCAGAAGAAUCUGACUUGGAAGUAGAUGCAGUUCCUGCAGUAAAAUCAAAAAAGAAAAAGAAGGAUUUGAAUACAUGGAUCCAUGAGGAUGCAGAUAAUAUUAUAGACUUCACUGAUAGGACUGCUGCAAGGAAGAUAACUGCAACACAGCCUGGUGAACAGGGCAUUGUGGCAGUGCAGAACAAAAAGAAAAAGCAGUCAGCGUUUAAAACAGCGUCAGAUGGCAGGCUUAUUAUUACAGAGGACAACAGUAGUGGUGAAGAUGAACAUGCUCGCAACUUGGACAGUGAUAAUGAAGAAGAGGACGGGAAGUCUUUGAGGGCACCACUUGGACGGAAGAGGAAGUUUAGUGAAAGCACAGAUGCAAGUCAGCCUGCCAUGAAGUAUCAGGUGGGAGGUUCGGGUAUUCAUCGACCUACUAAGCGGCCAUCUGGGCAUUUUCACGGGACUUCAGUGGCAACUGGGGCUGAGUACCAAGCCAGAAAAGCAAAGGGUGAUAUUAAGAAGAAGGGGAAACCUGACCCAUAUGCAUACCUACCCCUCUCUCGCAAAUUGCUGAGUAGACGUAAGAAGAAGAGUGCGGGCCAGUUCACAAGUUUAUGCCAUGCUGCUCGUAAAGGUGCACAGAAGGGAAUUCAAGCCAGAAAAAAGGACACUAGAAAUAGGAAAUGAAAGAUCUUGUAAUCUAGCAAAUGUCAGGAUUAAAUUAUUGUUAUAUUUAUUUUGAAUUCUUGUAAAAUGUGAAUAUUGUUAUUUUGAUGAUAUCGGCACAUUGUGGCAAAUAUUACAGUAAUUUAUGUUCAGUUUUGAA